This is a messenger RNA of Budorcas taxicolor (takin), 5031 nucleotides long. It is a transcript of the gene MARCHF8, whose product is annotated as membrane associated ring-CH-type finger 8. NCBI's taxonomy places the organism in Eukaryota, Metazoa, Chordata, Mammalia, Artiodactyla, Bovidae. Gene Ontology annotation, cellular component: early endosome membrane; late endosome membrane; cytoplasm. The transcript is spliced from 8 exons. Gene Ontology annotation, biological process: protein polyubiquitination; antigen processing and presentation of peptide antigen via MHC class II; immune response. Gene Ontology annotation, molecular function: zinc ion binding; MHC protein binding; ubiquitin protein ligase activity. The record is from RefSeq and is a predicted model, not a curated record. The coding region runs from base 194 to 1909 and encodes 571 amino acids.
CGCCUCCGUGAAAUGCAAGCCUGGACCGGACGAUUCGUGAGGACCUUCCGUUUCUGACGUGUGUGGUCUCGAGAGAGACCUGCGUGCAUUGGCAGCUGCCAGAGAGAAAGGAGAGCGUGAAGUCCAUGGCCCAAAAUGACUCUACCGCUGGAGACUCUCUUCCGUGAAGAGGAAGCUCAGACGGGAGGCUGGGAUGAGCAUGUCACUGCACCAGAUCUCUGCUGUUCCUCCCCAGGAUGCCACCUCUGCCAGAGUCUCCAGAAGCAAAGCCAAAGAGAGGGAGAGGGAAGAGCAGAAUGAGAAGACUUUGGGACAUUCCAUGAGUCACUCAAGCAACAUUUCUAAGGCUGGGGGCUCCUCGGUGGCGUCGGCUCCAGUGUCCUCCUUCGCUCGCACUUCGGUCACACCCUCCAAUCAGGACAUCUGCAGUUCCAGUCCAGUGUUUUCUGAGUGUUGUCACCACAGUCCCGUGCCGUCUGCUGUUGUCUUGAAAGCUCCUCCCUGCCAGAGCUCUCUGACCCAGGGGCUCACUGUGACAGUUGUCUGUCAAGACACAGCGCAGGCGUCAAAGAGAAAUCCCUGUGGUUCAGAGUGGGUCCAGGCCUUGAAGCCUGCUAAGAAUACCAAAGCCGGAAGAACGCUGAAGUUCUCAAAAUCCCUAAAUGAUGUGGGUGAGAACGCCCGGGAUGCCUUGGAAAGUUUUGACUAUGUGGAGAGGACCUGCUCUGAAGGGAAACUGGUACUCCCUCAGGACCCAUGUCUCAGAACCAACAGGUUCCACCAGAGAGAAAGAAGAAUACUGAAUCGCAAAGCCCUGGGCAGUUCCAAACAUUCUUGUGUUUCAUCCCUUUCUGCCAAUCAUUCAGCAGCCUCAGAGGCAGGAGCCAGCAAGGGGGGCAUGCAUGUCCUGCUUCUGGACGAGAAGGCGGAUGGCGAGGCCCUCUCCCGAAGCCGGAGGCUGCUGCAGUACCUGCUCUCAUUCUCGCGCGGCUCAAGCAGCGGCAGCCUGCACCGUUUCUACCAGCUGGAGAGCCGCGCCACCAGCCCGCAGCCCGCCAAGUCCUCCAGCAGGCUGGCCGGGAGUGCUGGCUUCUACUCUGAUGAGAUGGGGGAUGACGACGUCUUUGAGGACAGCGCAUCCGCAAAGCUGAAGAGCAGGGUGCUGCGGGCCCCCCUCUGCUCCGCGGAGAAGGACAGCGACCUGGACUGUCCUUCCCCCACCUCUGAAAAGGGUCCCCACCUCUCCCCUGUGUCCACAGCAGGGGAUGCCUGCAGGAUCUGCCACUGUGAAGGGGAUGACGAGAGCCCCCUGAUCACGCCCUGCCGCUGCGCAGGGAGCCUCCACUUCGUGCACCAGGCCUGCCUGCAGCAGUGGAUCAAGAGCUCUGACGCGCGCUGCUGUGAGCUGUGCAAGUACGAGUUCAUCAUGGAGACCAGGCUGAAGCCGCUGAGGAAAUGGGAGAAGCUGCAGAUGACAUCCAGCGAGCGCAGGAAGAUCAUGUGCUCCGUGACCUUCCACGUCAUCGCCAUCACCUGUGUGGUCUGGUCCUUGUAUGUGCUCAUCGACCGCACCGCUGAGGAGAUCAGGCAGGGGCAGGCGACAGGAAUCCUAGAGUGGCCCUUUUGGACUAAGCUGGUGGUUGUGGCCAUUGGAUUUACCGGUGGACUUCUUUUCAUGUACGUUCAGUGCAAAGUGUACGUACAGUUAUGGAGGAGACUCAAGGCUUAUAACAGAGUAAUCUAUGUCCAGAACUGUCCAGAAACAAGCAAAAGGAGUAUUUUUGAAAAAUCUGCACUAACAGAGCCCAGCUUUGAAAAUAAAGAUGGACGUGGAGUCUGUCAUUCCGAUACAAACUCUUCCUGUUGCACAGAACCUGAAGACACUGGAGCAGAGAUCAUUCACGUCUGAUGGCACGGAGGCUGUCGUUCCUGGACAGCUGAGGACAGCUGAAGGGAGUCGUUUUCUGCCAGCCGUGUGCAUGUUCUUCUGCCCUGUAAUAGCAGAGACUGGGCAGGUGACUGUUUUUAAUGGCUUCUCUUUUCUCUAACCCUCCUUAGUGACUCUCCUGGAAGACCCUCACGCCAGCUGUGCCCGGCUGGGUUCUGCUCCUGCCUGCGCGUCUCUGGGAGGGGAGGGUGGAUGAGCCUGUGGCCCCGUGAGGGGUGCUGGCGGGGUUCUGGCUCGUAGUCUUGAGCAGAAUGAGAGAGCAACGUGCCAGAGCUGAGGGGAGAACAGGAGCAGGUGGCGCCUGGCCCUGCCGCGCCCCUCCUGGCCGGCAGGCCCCACCUUCCGCCCACUAGCUGAACUGCUGGGAAGGACCAGCCUUGCGGAGAGGCUUCUCCACCACUAAACAGGGCCCGGGGAGGCUGCCACUGACAGUUCCCGAGCAGACGGGCCGUGGUGCUCUGUGCGUGGUGGUGAGUGAUUCACUAAGCGAAGCAAAGCACUUUACAAAAAGAGAAUCUUUAUUUUGUAAUACGUGUGUCACGUGGGAUUGGCAUUUGAAAGAACGUCCCGUUUAGAAACCUUCCUUUCAUGACCCUGAUUAUCUCCUUCUCAUUGUAAUAGAUCUGAAACCCUUUUUGCCUUAUAUAUGCUAAGAAAUGUGACUUCCACUCUGUGUCCAUAAAAGGGACUUGUAAAGCAAAACAGACAGCUCAGAGGCACUUUUCAUAACAUUCCGUGGGAUGAAUGGAUGGUAAAUGGCAGUCCGAGCGUAAUUCCUGUGGUUUUAAGCCUGUUUUAUGACAAGUCUUCACGUCACAGGGCUGCCCUAAACGUUUCUUUUUUUUUUUUUUUGUCAGUCCUGAAGAAGAAGGGUUCAUGAGAUCUAAAUGAAAGGAAGUUGAGGUAUCAGAACAAAUCGGAAUAUUUAGAAACUAUUCCUUUACGGACAGAGCGCUCCGGUUCGGGCUGACUUCACACUGAAGAAGCAGGCGCGUGUCGCCCAGCUGGGGCGCGGCUGAAGGCGCUGUCAGGGGCCCCUGCCCCUGGCGCCUUCCGUGGGCCGCUGCCUGGAGCAGAGAGGCAGAUGGGCUGCCUCUGGCUGAGGGCCAGGAGCGCGCAGCGGACUGCCCCGGCCCACCGCGCCCCGUUGCCAGCCACAGCCCUGCCCGUUUGCCGCCUUAACUGGACGGAGCCCUGGCCCAGCUUUCAGUCCAUCUUGUCGUCAGGGAUUACCUCCUGUCCCACUCUUUCAUAAAUCCAGAAUCAUUACCAUCAGAUGGCCUUUGUGCCUUUAAUAAGGUCUGCUUAAAAUGCUGUUUUUAAAGACCAGUUUCGUCAUACCAGGCAAAAGAGAGUCAACUCCAGAAAAAUAGCCCAGGGAGUUCUGCAGUGUGAGAUGAGUGUGCCCAGGCACUCACUCUCCAGGCAGCUCUCUGGGCGUCUUGGGUGGGAGCCCCGGGUCCUGCCCUCCAUCCUCCGAGCCUCAGGUGUUCAUCCAGCCUGUUAAGAGUGGGAAGCACACAGAAGAUGAUUCCUUUGCGUUUCAGCAUGGAAGCCCUGUGGUUUGUUUUGAAAGCCAGGAGGUUCUUAAGCCCUCGGGGGAGGGCUAUCCAGCCAUAGCCCACCCCUGGAAAUAGGUCAGCUCGUCCUCUCCGUCCCCCGGGCCAUAUCCAGCAUGUAGCUGCGUUCACUGUGCCCCAAAGUGCAAUUACCUACACCCCUUCCCAGCCUGGGGACACCAAAUAGCUACAGUCUGCUCAGGAGAGCCACAUCCCAGGUCUGCCUUGCCGGUGCCCUUUAGGAACUGCCCAGGCAAGGCCCCUUGUCCCUCUUGACGGCAGGUGAGUCGUCAGGGAAUGCUGGAUUUCCAAGUGGGCCCCAUUCCCCUCCCCCAGUGGAGCCCCUUAUGCUGUCCCUGAAGAGCACGGAAACUUCUGAUAGGAGAGUGCUCAGGUGCGGACAGCCCCAGGACAGCCCAGCUGGUGUGGCUGGCGCCCCGCCUGUGGCAGAGGCGGCUUCAUAACCAGCACUGUUACGUUGCUCGCAGGGCCCAGCCAGGCUGUCACGGGAAGCGCGCUCACACCAUCUUGUCACCUCCAGCCAAGCUCCUAAAGGCCUCUGCCUAUGGAUGGUCAGCCCCGUGUCCUCCUCUUCUUUCCUGGGAUGGCACACACAGCUUACCCCAUUGCCUUUUUCUGUCCUUGCAAAGUCUGGUGACCACCUGUGACCCCCAACUUGUUCCCGCGCUAAUCCCCACCCGCGCCCGCAGGGACCGGCCGUGCGUGCGAGGCCCUGGCGAGGCCGUGCUGCGCUGCUGCCUAGUGGGGGCUCUGCAUCUGCCGGGCGCUCCUCUGUGUCAGCUUGUUAAUUACCCCCCAUUUCUUUGUUCUGCACUUGACUGAACAAAUCAUAGAAACGCGGGGUGAGCUUGCAGGUCUCAGGGCCCGGAGGGCCGGGGUCUGAAGGCCAGGCGAGCAGGAGAGGGAGGCAGCCUGGGCUGUCGCCAGCCAACCAUCUCUGACUCGGCCUCUGCUUCCCCUCAAACUGUAGUUCCACUGAAGCACUUUCGUGGCUGAGUUUAAACUUUUACUGAAAAUUAUAAAGGAUCUCUUCAGUCUCCGACCUGCACUGUCUCUUGCCUUUUUUUUUUUUUUUGCUUCGGUCCACUCUUUUCAAUCUUAUGGGUCCACUUUCAAAACCUGCAGGUGUGCCCUAAGCUGGCUACAGACAUACAGGCCCCGGGCAGUGGGGCAAGUCCAAAAGCCUCGUGUAGAACUCCCCCGCUGACUGGUGGUCGGCCCUGGAGCCAGAGGAGGAUAGGGCACGCAGGAUGAAGGUCCACGACGGUGUGGAUUUGGCCUGACACAGACACACUUUUGAGACACUUUCCCUCUUGGAUCUGAUCUGAAGUUUGCAGCUUCUGUCUCUAGCCCAAGGAAAGACUGAAACACAGGGAAACGAGCAUUUGUCCUUGUUUUGAAAGUAAUGAAAUUGUGCAGCUCAUCACCUAUUCAGAUGCAAUGUUUAUAGGAUGCUGAUUGUUAAUAAAGACCAAAUUGACACUGGCAUGUGUGGUGUAGUUU